Molecule: messenger RNA, 1116 nt
Organism: Ctenocephalides felis (cat flea)
Lineage: Eukaryota; Metazoa; Arthropoda; Insecta; Siphonaptera; Pulicidae
Product: sorbitol dehydrogenase-like
Exons: 8
Coding region: 1-1089 (362 amino acids)
Biological process (GO): D-sorbitol catabolic process
Molecular function (GO): zinc ion binding; L-iditol 2-dehydrogenase (NAD+) activity
Source: RefSeq, a predicted model, not a curated record
AUGUCCGAAGAUAACCUGACAGCAGUGUUGCAUAAAGUGGAAGAUCUUAGGCUGGAACAACGGGAAAUACCAACCAUCAGCGACAAUGAUGUGCUCGUCAAAGUCGACUGUGUGGGUAUUUGUGGAUCCGACGUUCAUUACAUGACCCGUGGUUUCAUCGGAGAUUUUGUUCUAAAAGAGCCCAUGAUCAUAGGCCAUGAAGGCUCCGGAGUCAUUGCUAAAGUUGGUAAAAAUGUGAAGAACUUAGCCGUAGACGAUCGUGUGGCUAUGGAACCAGCAGUUCCCUGCAGAUAUUGCCAAUUUUGCAAAGAAGGACGUUAUAAUUUAUGUCCUGAUAUUGAAUGCCUGGCAACACCUCCUUACCAUGGAAAUUUAACCAGAUACCAUAAACAUGCUGCUGAUUUUUGUCACAAAUUGCCUGACCACGUCACCAUGGAAGAAGGUUCCCUUCUAGAACCCCUUUCAGUAGGCGUACACGCUUGCAGAAGGGCCGAAGUUGGAAUUGCCUCCAAUGUUUUGAUUUUAGGCUCUGGACCAAUUGGCCUUGUAAGUUUGGCCGCAGCUAAAGCUAUGGGAGCUUCUAAAGUCUUGGUCGUAGAUAUCCUUGAAGGAAGAUUAGAAUUCGCAAAGAAAUUAGGAGCUGAUCAUGUAUUGCGCGUUGAGAAAAAUGCAGAUGAACGCGAAGUGGUUCAGCAAAUUCAUAAAAUAAUGGGAGUUAAACCUGACAAAGCUGUAGAUUGCAUGGGAAAUGAAUUUACUACUAGAAUUUCAAUUUUGGCAACAAAAACUGGAGGAGUUGCAGUAAUAGUUGGCAUGGGAGCUUCAGAAGUUAAAGUUCCUUUAAUCGAUGCUUUAGCCCGAGAAGUGGACAUUAGAGGAGUCUUCCGUUAUUGCAAUGACUAUCCCCUUGCUCUGGACUUGGUGGCUAGUGGCAAAGUUAACCUGAAAGCAAUGGUGACAAAUCAUUUUGCCUUAGAGGAAACCAAGGAAGCAUUUGCUUUGGCAAAACGAUCUGAAGCAAACGUUAUCAAAAUUAUGAUUCACUGUCAGGCAAGAGAUGCUAAUAACAAAGCGCCUUUUAAAGCUUAAUGAUAAGGUUAAUUUUUUAUUUUUGCA